UAGGGCCGACAGGGGACAGACGAUAAUGUCUCCCGAGGGUGCAACAUAAGCGAAUGUGCCAGAAUCUGAAGAAAACCUUAAGAUCGGUCCGUAGCCCUUCUGGCUCAAGCCGCCUUCGCUCGGGCCACUGUGUGGUGCCAGGGCGCCGCGGGCCGCGAGAGCCCGGGCCGCCCGGCUCUGUCUUUUUUUUUCGCUGCGGCGGGCGGGCGGCGCGCGGCCUCUCCGCGAACGGCGGGCGCAUCGCGGGCGGGGCAUGGCGCGGCGCCUUCGGGGAGUGCCCGCAGUUGGCCUCGGCCUGCUGCCGGCCCUGCUCCGCGCGGCGGGCGGCGCAGCGGCGUCCGAGGGUGCGGGCCCCGAUGCGUCAACUCAUGCAGCGCCACCGCUACGGCGUCACCUGGGAGACGAGAGGAUGUGCGUGGAAGGCCGGCCAGAUUUGUGCCGAGACCGUCUCCGAGAUUGCUCGAUUUCGAGUCCUUUCGAAGCUUGUUUUUGUGAGGACGGUUACGGUGCCCAGGACAUCAAAUGCGUUACGGACAGCUUCGGGUACAGUUGUAAAUUUACUUGUUGCCUUGCUCAGGUCGGCUUCGAGUGUGGACCCUUCUCUCGGGAGAAUUUGCACCUCCUUGCAAUCAUUGGUCUCUCGGGCCUUGCCCUUGGCACUGGCGGGGUCUUACUGACCACACUGUGGGCUGUUUCUGGUCGGAGAUCAAGGACUGUAUGGUUCAGCACAGACGACCGUGCUGUUGAAUCAGCGUCCGUAGUGCGAGACGGCGCCAGCUUGCACCGCGAAGUGCCAAUGGAGCGGUGGUGCGUGACCAAGGCGGAUCUGAAGCAGCUUAGGCGACUCGUUUGGCAUGCAGUUCAAGAGCAUCGGAUCGUACCCACAGAGCAUGACCCCUUCGACGCAAGCGACGACAGGAUCGGCCCGUCCGUCUACACUGUCAACGACCAGUACAUAAAGCCCGUUACGCUUGCAGCGGGCAAAGCAAGUUGGGCUUUGAUGAGACAUCCUGAGGGUCUACCAUGCCAUCUUUUUGUCACACAUGGGUGGGAAGAGGGUGUGUUCGAGUUGUGUGACAAAGUAUUGCGGUCUUGGCCUAUGGGGCUCAAGCACGCGUAUGUAUGCGUGCUGUCGAACCCACAGAACCUGGACAUAUCUGCUCUCAUCUCUACCCCCAUGGAGUCCCCCUUUGCCAAAGCCUUGGCGUCCGCGACGCACAUGUUGGCGGUCCCGAAUCGGGUCAACAGCAUAUAUUCGAGGAUCUGGUGUGCUUACGAGGCCUUCCUGGCAUACACGUGGCGCAAAAACAUUAGCACUGCCCGGUCCGAAGUGCCAGGCUUCUGGCCCCGCAUUGUGAGGAUGGUUUUCCUAUCUCUAUCAGGGGCAGGCGCAAUGUGCACCAUCUUCGCUCAUUUCAGAGUUUUGACGGCGGCAUAUCCUGCAGAUGUGUUUGUGUUGGCGCCCCAAGCAGUGGUUGGUUCUCUGACGUUUGCAUACGUGGUCCUUCGGAAGCGCUCCGCCGACUCACUCUCUCUUCGCAUUGUCCUCCGAAUGCUUGGAUUCGCUUGUGGUGCCGUGGGCGCAAACAACGUCGUGAAUCGCCCCCACCAUCUGACAUCUUGGUUGUUCUUCGUUGCAGUGACCCAGUUUCCGACCGCGCUCGAGGCCGACAGGCUGUGGGCAUCAGGAGCGGCCGUCACAGCUUGGCAAUUGCAGAACGGUUUUACGGGCCACCUCCGAGACGCCAGGUGUUCGGUCCGUGCAGAUGGGGAACGCAUCCGGGAAGAGCUCGCAUCAAGCUAUGUUGGGGACGGUGCGAGCAGUACUGGCUAUAUGCAUCUCGUUGACAAGAACGUGGCAGACAUAAUACGCAUGGGCAUGGUGUCGGCACAUCUGCGCCAAGCCGAAGAAUUAGCCGGGCCUCUGGGCGACGUGAGCAUUUGGGGCGUGGGCCCCACAUCAAUCGGGUUGAUAUAUUUGGCAAUGACAGCUCAACAAAUCGAAGGUGGGUGGUGCGGCGGCCAUACUUCUUGGGAGAUCUGGCUCAUACUCUUGCAAGGCCUAUGCUGGACAAUCAUCUUGGCGCGCUCGCCACAAGAUCGCGUAGCCUUCGCGACAGGAGCACUCACGUUUCUCGUCCCGAUGAUAGCCAUGGGGAUUGUUGAAUACGGGCUGACCAAUAAUUUCUGCGCCACCAACUACUUCACAUCUGUGUCCGUUGGCCCUUUGAUUAUCAUGCUGUCCGCUGCUGGGCCGGGGCGCGUUGCGCGGGUGCCCGUGUUUGGGCCUCUUCUGGUGCGCGCGACCUUUGGGUUCCACUUGUGCGGCCAGCGGCAUGGGGACUUGAAGGACGCCACUUCGUAAUAAUAGUAUCUUACGCGGCGAGGUGGCUACGUCGCGGAGUGAAAAGGUGAAGCCAACUCCAACUUCGGCAUCUGGAGUAUGAUCGUUCAGUCCUUCUCCUGGCGUGCCUCAGGCGCUGCCUGGCCCGUCAGUGCAGCGAGCGUGCAGUAGGAUGUUGCGUGACCCCGCUCGGAGGCAGCCUCGACUGCGGGCCUGAAAGAAGGUUCGCCGAGGCGACAGCGGUUCGAGUAAUUCGGUUCGAGUAAUUGUUUAUUUUGCGUCAGAGCUGCUCAUUCAGAACAGUUUUUUGUGUUUUGUGCUGAGCCAUGUUUUUUCGUGCCUCGCAACUGGGCCCGCGCCAGGGUCGCAACGGAGGAGCGUCGUGAAUUGGGCAGCCAAUGCGUCGUCGUUGCCCGAAUGUGGCCACUUGUCCCAUCCUGCGUGGAAACACAGCUCGCAGGGUCUGUCACCAAGCGAAAGACGAACAUCCACUGCCUUGCCACGCCCACCAAUGAUGUCGCGGCACGGAGGGGCACUUGGUGCACCGCUUGGAACAGCACCAGCCACCGUACGUUUUAAUGGCACCCUUUGCCUCGACUCGUUUCGCUCGUGUGAUACGAUGUCGUCUCAAUCCGCUAGCGCCGCUGAUUAGGCACUGCUGGCACCGCUGAUCAGAAUGCCCUGUUGUACUCUGCGCCCCUCCCUCUCCCUUCAGUUACCCUUCCCUCUGCGCUCUCUGCCCUCCCCAGGAAGAGCGGACAGCAUUUGGGAUGCAGCACGCGCGGCACUGGCCGGCCCGAUCCCGCAUCCACCAGCCUGCGCAGAGGGCCUGCGUGCCACAGGCGCGCCCGCCCUUCCUGCAUGGACGAUGGACUUUUGCCUGUUCGCUCUGCGCCCUCCCCGCCACCUGCUCCUCCACGUGCGGCCGCUCCUGCCCUCCUCCUCGGCCUCCCCUUGCGCAGCGAGCGCCGGACAGCUGCACCUGCCCUUGCCGCAGCAGGCCCGCGCUGGCGCGGACAGCACGGCCGCGCGGUGGGCCGCGCUGUCCGCCUCUCGGCAUCCUCGGCCUGGCCUGGCGUGCUCGGCUCGCUGGCCGGGCCUUCCACCGUCGAAUCGUUGGGCCGAUGACGUCGACGCCGCCGUGGGCCGCCGCCGCGGAUGGGCGGGGGUGCCACGUGGGGCUGGGACAGGGACAGAUCGAUCCAGCUCGUCCUGGAAUGCUGUCAGAGCGUUCUGGACCGUGCUGAUCAGGCCGCAGGUCCCGAUACAUCUUCCAGAGCCGCUGGCACUCUGAGGUCCCGAAUCUGUCCCUGCCGAUUUUGUCUCUGUCCCGGCUUCGUCUUGGGGUGAUCCUGGCUUCCGUGCCGCUGUUUUCGUUGCAUCGAGUCUCUGCGCCGACUUCACAGAGCCAGCCGCAAUGUCGACGUGAAC
This is a messenger RNA of Prorocentrum cordatum, 3775 nucleotides long. The record is from the annotation of a GenBank genome assembly. NCBI's taxonomy places the organism in Eukaryota, Dinophyceae, Prorocentrales, Prorocentraceae.